This is a messenger RNA of Medicago truncatula (barrel medic), 1821 nucleotides long. RefSeq names its product NADH dehydrogenase (ubiquinone) complex I, assembly factor 6. The record is from RefSeq and is a predicted model, not a curated record. The transcript is spliced from 2 exons. Gene Ontology annotation, cellular component: mitochondrion. The coding region runs from base 282 to 1193 and encodes 303 amino acids. Lineage: Eukaryota; Viridiplantae; Streptophyta; Magnoliopsida; Fabales; Fabaceae. Gene Ontology annotation, biological process: mitochondrial respiratory chain complex I assembly; biosynthetic process.
UUUUCAAAGAAAAAAUGUAUCUUUUUAGGAAUAAAUUGGAAAAUGGGGAGCCUUUAAGCAUAUAUACUAUAGGGGGGUGAAUUGAGAAAUUUUCGGAUUCAAAUCACAACAGAAAAUACAAAAUCCACUUCCGUUGGAGAAGCCUACUGUAUGUUAGAUCGGAAACAAGUUGGAUUGGUGUCGCACUCAACUCAACUCGCCGGAAAAACUCAGCCGGAGUUGCUCGUCGGCCGCCACAAACACUGACGAAAUCAUCAACCAGGCACUAACGCGAGGAUUUAAUGAGUGGCGGUUCUGCAUCUAGUAACUUAAGGCAAGCUCUCUCCUAUUGCGUACAACAAGUGCGAAGUUAUGAUUACCAUCACUAUCUCUGCCUUCUUGAAUUGCCUCCAUCUAUGCGGAAGGCUGCAUUUACACUCCGUGCCUUGAAUGUUGAAACAGCUAGAGCUAUGGAUGUUGCUUCAGAUCCCAGGAUUGGCCUUAUGCGCCUUGUCUGGUGGCAGGAAGCGAUAGACAAAUUGUUUGCCAAUAAAUUAAUUGAACAUCCAACAGCGCUGGCCCUGUCAAGCGUGAUAGCAGAGACCAAAAUUAGUAAGACAUGGUUGAAACGAUCCGUUGAAGCCCGGAUCAACGAUGCAAGAAGAGAGGCUACCGACAUUCCAGAAACUAUGGAAGAAUUGGAGAAAUAUGCCGAGAACACGGUAUCUACUAUGUUGUACUUGACACUUCAAGCUGGCGGUAUCACGUCUACUGCAGCUGAUCAUGCAGCCUCACAUAUUGGCAAGGCUAGCGGUAUUCUUUUGCUCCUUAAAUCGCUACCUUAUCAUGCUGGUCACAACCGACAUUUUUCUUACAUUCCAAGGGCAAUAGCAUCCAAACAUGGGCUAAUUUUUAAACAGGAAGGUCAAGGAGAGAGAUGGGUGGAUUCUCGUGAGGGUCUGUGUGAAGCAGUUUAUGAAAUGGCAUCAGUUGCCAACGCACACUUAGAAAAGGCACGUAAAUUAGCUGGGAGUGUGCCUGCUGAGGCUGUUCCAGUGCUCCUGCCAGCUGUGCCUGCUCAGGUUCUCUUGGAUUCCCUACGCCGGGUGCAAUUUGAUGUGUUUGAUCCAAGGCUAGCACGAGGGGUGCUGGGAAUACCACCUUUGUGGUACCAGCUUCAACUCAAGUGGACUUCAUGGAGAAGGAAAUACUAAACUAGUUUAGUUACCUUGAUGUUAAUCAACCUUGGGGGUCUUGAAAUUUUUUCAUGUGUGUUAAUUGUUUAAUAAGUUUAUUGGACCAUGUAACAGAAACUAGAAUCUAGCAUAUGCACUAAUUGUGAUGUGCAAUGUAUCUUUUUAAAAUGAGGCCUGGGUUAUUUAAAGGCCAACACAAUUGUAUUUGAGCAUACUUAACAUGAUUUUCUGCUCAUAAUUUAAAGAAAACACAACACGAUUUUAGUGUACCAAAAUCAUGAUAAGCACUUGUGCUAUAAGCUGCAAAUAAACCAAUCCAAACAGGCCCUAAGACAAGCUCAAGUCUUCAACUGCUCUUUACAGAAAGAGCGGCACAGUGCCUAGAAGAGAUGGUAUGGUAUCUCCUUGUGAUUUUCUGCGGCAAAUUAUCGAGCUUCCCUGUUCCAGUGUUCCUCAUUGUGCUGGCUCUGAUUUUUGGUGGUCACAUGAAAUGAAACACAUCUAUGUCCCUGUAAACUAUUGUUUAGGUAAUUUUUUCUUCAUAUCUUUCUCUUUGAUUUUCUUGCUUUUAAUGGUCAUGAAAUAUACAUGACAACAACACAAACAUAUUGUAAUUUUUAAUGGAAAUAAAACAUUUUUUUUCAUC